This is a messenger RNA of Pelobates fuscus (common spadefoot toad), 889 nucleotides long. RefSeq names its product proteasome 20S subunit beta 4 (gene PSMB4). Gene Ontology annotation, cellular component: proteasome core complex. The record is from RefSeq and is a predicted model, not a curated record. The transcript is spliced from 7 exons. NCBI's taxonomy places the organism in Eukaryota, Metazoa, Chordata, Amphibia, Anura, Pelobatidae. Bases 39 to 806 code for a protein of 255 amino acids.
CCGGUUGUUAGCCUCGCACUGUCAUUGUUGCAGGAGCCAUGAUGAUGGGAAGUGGAAUGAAUCUGUGGCCCGGCGGGCCGACACCGGGAUCCUUAUAUUCCUUCCCUGGAGGAGAGACCAGGGCCGCCGAGGGGCCCCACAGGCACACACUGAACCCCAUGGUAACAGGAACCUCUGUACUGGGGGUGAAGUUUGAUGGGGGAGUGAUUAUUGCUGCGGAUAUGCUGGGAUCGUAUGGUUCAUUGGCUAGAUUCCGAAACAUCUCCAGGUUAAUGAAAGUGAAUUCAUGCACCAUGUUGGGAGCUUCUGGCGAUUAUGCAGAUUAUCAGUACCUGAAGCAAGUCAUUGACCAGAUGAUAAUUGAUGAGGAGCUUCUGGGAGAUGGCCACUCAUACAGUCCUAAGGCUAUGCACUCCUGGCUGACACGUGUUAUGUACAACCGAAGAAGCAAGAUGAAUCCUCUGUGGAACACGGUGGUAAUUGGAGGACUCUAUAAAGGAGAGAGUUUCCUUGGGUAUGUGGACAAGCUCGGUGUGGCUUAUGAAGCUCCAACAAUUGCAACUGGAUUUGGGGCAUACCUUGCACAGCCUCUAAUGAGAGAAGUUUUGGAGUCUAAACCGUCCCUGACCAAAGAUGAGGCCCGCGCGCUGGUGGAGCGCUGCAUGAAAGUUCUUUAUUACAGAGAUGCCCGCUCUUAUAACAGAUAUGAAAUUGCCACGGUAACAGAGAGUGGAGUGGAGAUCGAAGGACCCCUCAGUUCAGAAACAAACUGGGAAAUUGCGAACCUCAUCAAGGGGUUUGAAUAAAAUCGGAAGUACAGACCAGCUACUGCAUCAAAACUAUAUUAUUUUUCUUUUGAGUUGUCUGAAUAAAAAACUGUUUUUGUAAA